AUGGAGCCGAAACAGUCGAUGGAUUGUAUCUUGAAAGAUCCUAAUGUGGCGGCGAAACCGAUGACGCCAACGCUGAUCACUGUGAGUAAUCAGACGUGAAAUAGAGUGAUCGAAUAGCAAAUGUGUUUAGGUGAACCCUUUGAACAUUGUAAUUGAGCCAAAAUCCGGACAGAUUGAUAAGUCCCUCGAGAUAAAGUGAGAACCUGAUCUCUUCUGAAAUGAAAUCCAUUGUCCCUUCUAGAAAUAUCUAUCCUUGUCGUGUUGCUUUCCGCAUUCAAACGAACGGUCCGACCAGGUACACAGUGUGCCCGAACAAGGGAUUUCUGAGCAUCGGAGAGAAGUCAAUCAUUCGCAUUUCGAUGAUCGACGGCAGCAAAUACCAGUCGAAUCAUCAGUUUCUCGUGCAGGCAAUGCCGGCUCCAGGGGACUUUGCUGACCGGAAACUCAUCUGGAAACAGCCGAAUAUUCUGGGCAUUCUGACGAACACUCGCAUCAGAACCAUGUGAGAGAACCGAUUUGGAAGCAUAGAGUGAAAAAUAUAUUGCAGGAGACCGGGUCAGUCGAAGUCCCCGAGCCGUUCUAAGAGUCCCUCCAACUCGGCCGCUUCUUCCUCCUCGAUGGACUCCAGUACCGCCGGUUCCCCUAGCUCGGACGCCGCUUCCAACGACUCCUUGAGUACUCCAGAUGCUCCAAGCUGGGCAAAACCAGCAACUGCUCUUGAUCACGGAGAGUUCGCCGAUAAGAUCAAUGAACUGGCGGCUCAAGUGAAAAAGGCGAUCACUGAGAAAAAGGCGCGUACGGGCGAGAUGGUUGAAGUUGUGAACCAGAUCAAAGCGGUCGAGGUGGAACUGGACAGACAGGCUCAAUUGGUGAACGAGCUGAGUGAGAGGGUCAAAAAGGGAGAGGUGCAGUACUCGGUACGGCAGAUUGUAGACGACUUGUUCGAGUUAAAGUCAUCAUUCCAGAAUCUUGUGGUGCAUGAACGGAAUCUGAGAACUGAGUUGGAACGUAUCAAGAACGGCGAGGUCGGAUCGCCAUUGCAGUGA
Molecule: messenger RNA, 1046 nt
Organism: Caenorhabditis sp. 36 PRJEB53466
Lineage: Eukaryota; Metazoa; Nematoda; Chromadorea; Rhabditida; Rhabditidae
Source: the annotation of a GenBank genome assembly